GACAAUCUUCUCCAGAGUAAGUCUGCUCACAUUACACUUCUGUCAGUCCAACAAAAUGUGUUUAGCGACACGCCGUUUAUGUUAAUCUCUCGUGAUUAUGAGCAGAAAGUAUGAAAAGACGUCCACUGAUGUUGAGUGGGUACAGAAACCUCUCUUGGACCUUUUUAUCACUCAGUCAUAAAAGACUUUGCACAAGCAAGAUUUUAAACUCUCAGACUGCACUCUCCUCCUCCGCCUCUUCAUCAUCUUCAUCUGUCCUUUCAUUUCUCCCCUCACCUACUCGGAGUCCCCGAUUCUUUGCAAACGGACAAAUCUCAGCACUAUCGCAUCCAUCCCCACAUUUUUCUUCCACCCGGCACGUGUCUUGUUCUGCUCCUCUCACUGGUGCGAUGGAGUUGAGGGAUGUUUUGCAGGUGCUGGAGCAGCUUGCUCCUCUGUCACUCGCUGAAUCGUGGGAUAAUGUCGGCUUGCUGGUCGAACCAAGCAAAUCUCGACCCAUUAAAACCAUCCUGCUAACCAACGACCUCACCGACGCCGUCAUGGAGGAAGCGGAGGCCAUGAGCUGUAAUCUCAUUAUUUCAUAUCACCCACCGUUGUUUCGGUCAAUCAAGCGACUUGUUCAGAAAGACUGGAAGCAGCGAUUGGCCAUCCGAGCCAUCGAGGCAGGGAUAGCAAUCUUCUCGCCUCACACUUCAUGGGAUAGUGUCAAAGGAGGAGUGAAUGACUGGCUGGUCGGAGGCCUUGGCAGCGGUAAGGUGUCUGUGCUAAGUCAGGCCAUUGGUAGCAUGUCCCACAGUCACAAACUGGAAUUCAUGGCUAAAAGCAAAGAGGAACUGAAUGCCGUCCUGGAGGAACUGAAGGCUUGUGAGAGUGAAGCAACCCAGCUACAUUUAAGAAGCAGCUCAGACAGCAGCGGCAUCCACGUCAGCACCAGCUGCAGUGACUCAACACUGACCCCUAGCGUCCAGACUCUGCUACGACAUGCUUCUGCCAGCCAGUCCCUCAGCAUCCUGAAGCUAGAAAAGCCGCCUCUACCAGGCCACGGCCAAGGCCGACUCAGUGUUUUGGAUGAACCGGUAACCGUGGCAGCAGCCGUCCAGAAAAUGAAAUCCCACUUGGGUUUAAGUCAUCUACGGCUGGCUCUGGGAUCUGGGAAGACUUUAGAGUCUUCUGUGAGCUCUGUGGCUGUAUGUGCAGGCUCUGGGGCCUCAGUGCUGAAUGGAGUCAAGGCAGACCUCCACAUCACAGGAGAGAUGUCCCACCAUGAGGUGCUGGAUGCAGUGGCGAGGGGAACCAGUGUCAUCCUCAGCGACCACAGCAACAGUGAGCGCGGCUUCCUGGCCGUGUUCAGGGAGCGGCUGGCUGUGCGUCUUCCUGAAACCGUAACGGUGGUGGUGUCGGCGGCAGACAGAGAUCCUCUGCAGGUUGUCUGAAAGACUGAUUUGCAGUUGCACUUGUUGGUCUGUUUGAAUAAAAUGUCAUUGUGUUGACUGAAUUGAUCUAAACUGAUGUGUGCAAGAUGUUUAAGAAAAUAUGCAGCAUUACGUGGAGUUUCUGUGUUAUCUACUGAUUGUAAUAACACAGUAAGUUGCUGCCUCUGUACAUUAUUUAAAUGUUUAUCUACUGAGGCCUUAAUAAAAAUAGAUCCCGGCUGAUUGAAAUUGAUUUUGAGACUGCAUAUAAUCAGCUUAUGUAAAUGGAAAAGCUGAAAGGGAAGGAUGUAAUCUGUAAUAUAAAUGCAUAUGCCCUGUGAAAUAAAUGAAUCAGUUCAGGUAUGUGAGGCCUCAUCCUUUUGGUUUGGCUUGAAAAUAAUUGAGGAUCCAAAAAAAAUUUUUUAAAGGGAACUGUUUGUAGGAAGCGUAAUGAUAAAGAAAUCUGAUCAGAUUAAAAGGCUUGUUUCAUCAUAGACAUGUAGGAAAUCUGUAAUCUCCUGGUCUGCAGGAAGUGUUAGAGCAGCAGGAAAUCAGCAGCAGUCUGAGUCAACCAUGAGGGAUUUAAAACGAAAUGAAAAACGCUGGACUGUAUUAUCUCCCAUACGUUUUUAUAGGUGGACCUUAAGACCUCACUGAGCAAACUUAUGUAGACAUCAAUCCAUUUUGCACAUGAGUGCCAAAGCCCAGGCCUGCGGUGAUGCUUGAUGCUCUGCUAACGGCCCUCCCCUCCCCCAGUGCAGCAGUGACAGAGGCCAAACUAGAGCAAAGCUCCCCAUCGUUGCCCUUUACAGAGUCUUGUGGCCGCGGCGCACCUGUCUGUUCGUAAAAACAUUAGGAGACAUCACACACCUCGCUGCCUCCAUCAAGCUAACGGCCCUUCUCUCAGCAUGCCCCUUCACACCUCCACUUCCCCUCGACCCUCACUUGCUUUCAUCCCCACCGACAAACACAAAUGGAGAAGGAAAACAACAACUACAACAACAUGUAGCCUUCGUUCGUGUAAACCGACUCCAGCUGUCACGUUUAUGCUGCCCGGGUGCCUGAAAGCAGGUAGUUUGGGGGGGCUGGUUAGGCUUUUUUGCCUGCAGACAAUCUUACAACUGUCAUGUUUUAGGUCAAUCAUUUAUUUUUGUCUUUUUUUUUAGUUAAUCUAAUAAACAUUAUACUCAUCAAAUGA
This is a messenger RNA of Cololabis saira (Pacific saury), 2610 nucleotides long. RefSeq names its product NIF3 NGG1 interacting factor 3-like 1 (S. cerevisiae) (gene nif3l1). The transcript has 7 exons. The record is from RefSeq and is a predicted model, not a curated record. Bases 111 to 1433 code for a protein of 440 amino acids. Gene Ontology annotation, cellular component: cytoplasm; mitochondrion. NCBI's taxonomy places the organism in Eukaryota, Metazoa, Chordata, Actinopteri, Beloniformes, Belonidae.